UACGCACACCGCCAUUUCGGAUAGACCAUAUUAUCUAUAAAUGCAGUCAAUGCUCUUGUAGCAUAUUUAGUCGACUAUACUAAAAUCUGCUAAACGUAAAGCGUCACAAACAUGUUGAUGUGAGAAGGUGAACUCUAAGUACGGAGAGUUCAAGUUAAAAAUUUCUGGUUUUACCGUCCAUUAAUAUUUCUUGCAGCUCGCUCGCAAAGCUAAGCCACCAGACACCACGCUAAGAUACAUUUUAUCUGCAUCCUCGAAAGCAAUUAUCCACGUACACUGACCGGUGUAUAUGUUCUAUAAUCUGUAUCAGUACGCCGCUAAUGGAUGUAUAGUCACCGUAAAAUUUCCUCAAUGAUUUGGCGAUAAGAGCCAGCCAACGGAAUGACGGAGUAACGUGGAAUACGUACUGAUUUGUAUUGCAUCGUUAUCUAUAUCGGGGAUUAUUUGGAUUAUACAGCUUCUUCAUAAAUCUGACGUUUUUAUACCCACUACAACCUAAUAACUGAUAACCCAAAAUCAAUAUGGCUGGAAGAUUCGGCACGCGUACGGCUACCGUUACACCCAUUUCCAGGACCAUAGGCGGAUGGUUAGCAUUAGCAUCGGUAUCGUCUAUUGUGGCCAUUAUUCUCAUACUGAUCGCCUUUGCCACACCGGUCUGGCUGGAGGCCGAUCGGAAUAUGGUGGCUAACCCGGUGCCGCCCUUCAAUAUUCCCUUCGACAAGCUGGGACUAUGGCAGUUCUGCUUCCGACUUUAUCAAAUAGGCGACCCUUUUCUACGCUAUUCGGUUAUAUGCCGAUGGUACUUCAGUUCGGGCUGGCCACCAAUGAUGGAGUUUUUGGCACCGUCCUUUUUCAUCGCGACACAAGUCAUCUAUACAGUGGGCUUCAUCGUAAGCAUAGUAGGAUUGAUCAUUCUUAUUUUGGUGCUCGUACGUGGACCUGAAGCUCGUUUGCUGUUUGGACUUGGUGCAGUAUUCAUGAUAGCAGCCAUACUGAUCUGCAUAUCCUUCAUUGUGUUUGCGGCGCGAGUAUUCGAUCGAGAAUGGAUAUUCGGAUGGCAGAACAAUUACUUAUCAUGGUCAUUUGCGCUGGCCGUUGCCGGUGGGAUCUUAUUAUGGGUCUGUGCCGCACUCUUCCUGAUCGAAGGACGUCGUCAGGCUUAUUACGAUGAGCGUGGCCCUGGUCAAGUUACUGUUGUACAUCGCCCACCGGUUGUAACCGAACCCACAGCUAAACGUGAUCAGGCUUUCGUGGUUCAAGAACCUCUACGUAAGACCAAUCCUGAACACACCACUGCUUCUCAAACGGACUUCAAAUUAACGAAUGGUGACCGUGAGUACAAGAACAUAUCCGUCAAAGCUCCAAUAUUACCGCCAAAACCCGGUAGCACGAAUGGUGAUACCUAUUCCUAUGAAUAUCGCAGGGAAUACCAGUAUGCCGUUAAGGACAGCGAUCUGUAAAAUAGCCGGGGAGCUCAAACCAUAUUCAGUUGUUAUUUUUUUCUAUUGUCUGAAAACCGCUGGAUAGUAUUGUGUUUGUGAUUGCCAUUUUAGGAUUAUUUGACGAAUGCAUGGGUGAAUGGUUUUUUCUCGUUUCCUUAUGGAAUCUCUCUAUACAGCCUGUUUUUGUCCUCUUGCAUUUAUUUUUGUUUUCCAAAACUAUCUGUCGGCCAAAGUUGCUGGUUUACGUACGUUGUUCAAGAGCUGAAAAUAUUGGCUUUCGCUUUUUUACGUUUUUCCAUUGCCCUGUAGUGAUUUACAGUGGUGCCUGCAAGACCACAUGGGCUUAUAUUAUAAGAUGGCAUUGGAUCAAGGAUGGACCAUUUCCGGUUAUAAAUGUUAAACAGUCUGGUAUGCAGCAAUAACCUGCCAGUGCAUGUCCAAUCGGCAACAGUAUUUUUUAUGUGAAUUGUACAACGCUGAAACCUUAUCACCUCUGCUCUCGACUUCGUGAUGAAUGGACUGUCAGUUGGCUUUUCAUACCUGCACAGAAAAUGCUUUACGACGGUAGCUCGAUACCUGCGCGCACGUACCCUGGCCUUCUUCCGUCGAGUUGCAGCUUGCUGCUCUUUUCCGGCAGACACAUCAAAACACCAUUGACCCAAAUAUCUUUUAACUAGCGUAAUUUCAGUGUGCUCACGAUAAAAAUAUUAUCAUCACCGCUUACUGUCUGCGUUCUGUAUUAAUUUCAUAAGGACUUUACUUGUUAUGUAAUCCUCAUUUUGUGUUGUUAAUGUACUUGUUUGGAUUAUUAUUAGCACUUUGUUAAAUAACGCAUAUUCGUUCACUGUGGCACUACCAAUCUGAAAUUAAGUUGGACUCAGGUAGUCCAGCCUAUUCAGUCGUCAAAAGCAUUAAAACAUUUACU
This is a messenger RNA of Paramacrobiotus metropolitanus, 2367 nucleotides long. RefSeq lists its product as uncharacterized. The record is from RefSeq and is a predicted model, not a curated record. Gene Ontology annotation, cellular component: membrane; septate junction. Gene Ontology annotation, biological process: septate junction assembly; regulation of tube size, open tracheal system. The coding region runs from base 522 to 1460 and encodes 312 amino acids. The transcript has 4 exons. NCBI's taxonomy places the organism in Eukaryota, Metazoa, Tardigrada, Eutardigrada, Parachela, Macrobiotidae.